Molecule: messenger RNA, 957 nt
Organism: Erpetoichthys calabaricus (reedfish)
Lineage: Eukaryota; Metazoa; Chordata; Cladistia; Polypteriformes; Polypteridae
Product: protein mono-ADP-ribosyltransferase PARP11-like
Exons: 8
Coding region: 166-957 (263 amino acids)
Molecular function (GO): NAD+ poly-ADP-ribosyltransferase activity
Source: RefSeq, a predicted model, not a curated record
GCAUGGUAACAAUGCUGUUGCCAGUCACGUGGCUGUGGUGUGCGGCAUAAGGUGGGCGUGAUCUAUGAAGUCUGCACGGUCAUUACAUAUAACAGAGGAUGCUGUGCAGUAUUCAGCAUCUAGGCUUUCGGAUAGCAGACAAAGAUAACGUUAAUCAGAUUGGAAAUGGAUGUCUGCAAUUCUCAAGUAGAAAACAUGGAUACCUCUGACGUACCAUGGUGUUGGUUCUACUUGGCGGAGUGUGGAGUGUGGCACAUGUUUGAUAAUGAAUCAAGUCAUCAAUUAAUGAUUAGUCACAAAAUUGAGGAGCAUUACAGAAAUAAUGGCGGGGGUACCAUAAUCCUUUUUGCCAACCAAUGUGAAUACUCUUUGAACUUAUCAGAAAUGAAGCUAACUAAUAAAACAACAGGAAGACAGUGUUCUGUAAAGCGAGCUCCUUAUAGAUUAACAACAUUUAGGUAUAUCUGUGAUAAUGUGUCAAUACCCGUUCCAUCUCAUUGGGAAAAUGUUACAGAUGAACCUUACCAGCUUGUUCCUCUGCAUCCAAGCACACAUGAAUUUCAUGAAGUCUGUAACUUUCUCAGAAAAACUUCAAAUGAGAGUGUUAAAGAAAUAGCAAGAAUUCAGAAUACUUACUUAUGGGAAUGUUUUUGCCGGAAAAAAAGACAAAUGUGUAAGCUUAAGCGAGUUAUUGAUAUUGAAGAAAUGAAAUUAUUUCAUGGAACUAGCUUGAACAAUCUACGUGACAUAUGCUUUCUUAACUUUGACCCACGGUUACAUGGUAGUAAUGGAACACUGUUCGGAAAAGAUGCCACUGAACCUGACACAGAAAAAGUGAUAGCUAUAAAAGAAAUGGAGUCUCCACAAGAUAAAUCUAAAGUAAAAAUAAUUCUGGGAAUGAUCAACUGCCUCUCCAGAUUUGCCCUAAGACUCUCAGAGAUUAUUCCGCUUUUGUGA